Messenger RNA from Brassica napus (rape), 1447 nucleotides. RefSeq names its product expansin-A2-like. NCBI's taxonomy places the organism in Eukaryota, Viridiplantae, Streptophyta, Magnoliopsida, Brassicales, Brassicaceae. Bases 387 to 1154 code for a protein of 255 amino acids. The record is from RefSeq and is a predicted model, not a curated record. Gene Ontology annotation, biological process: plant-type cell wall organization. Gene Ontology annotation, cellular component: extracellular region. The transcript is spliced from 3 exons.
UGUAACUUAACAUCAUAUAUUGUUAAACCAAUAAUAAUACGAUUCAUAGUCAUGUGACGUUUUCACGUGGCAUAAAGUAGGAGUCCAUGCGCGCGGUAUAUCCGUUGGGAUCGUUAAGCGCCAAACAGAAUUGCAUGUGAAACUUUUGCAUAAUGCAAAUAACUUGCAAACGGAAAUCCUGGAAAAUAAGACUGAUAUAACUACGUCAGCUUCUUCGAUUUUACGUUUGUGAAAAUAUGUAUUUUUUUUCUUCUAGUAAUCUAUAACGGAUCAUAAGAGAAGUGAUAAGCAGUAAGCACUAGUGAUCUCCCUAUAUAAGUGAAGUCUUGAAAGAAUUGAAAACUUCACUCAGCUUAUUUUUCAACUUUUCAGCCCCCAACAAAAUCAUGAAUCUUAUAGAAUAUGCCCAUUUUUUAAUUAUUUCACUAUUCACCUUCAACUUUUGCUUCCAGCGGAUAAACUCCGACGACAACGGAGGCUGGGAGAGAGGCCAUGCCACUUUCUACGGUGGAGCUGAUGCAUCCGGAACAAUGGGAGGUGCGUGUGGGUACGGUAACUUGUACAACCAAGGCUACGGACUACAAACCGCGGCGCUGAGCACGGCUUUGUUCCAAAGCGGCCAGACGUGUGGGGCUUGUUUUGAGCUACGUUGUGAGGAUGAUGAUCAGUGGUGCCUCCCUGGUUCCAUCAUCGUCUCUGCUACAAACUUCUGUCCUCCAAACUUUGCCUUAGCCAACGAUAAUGGUGGUUGGUGCAAUCCUCCCCUCCAGCACUUUGACUUGGCCCAGCCCGCCUUCCUUCAGAUCGCUCAGUACCGAGCUGGGAUCGUUCCUGUCGCAUUCAGAAGGGUUCAAUGUGAGAAACCUGGAGGGAUAAGGUUCACGAUAAACGGGAAUUCAUACUUCGACCUCGUGCUGAUCACAAACGUGGGUGGUGCUGGAGAUGUUAAGGCCGUAGCUUUGAAAGGCUCAAAGACUAAUCAAUGGCAAUCCAUGUCAAGAAACUGGGGACAGAACUGGCAAAGCAACACUUACCUCAGAGGUCAAAGUCUCUCUUUUCAAGUCACUGCGAGCGAUGGUCGGAGUGUUGUGAGCUAUGAUGUUGUGCCUGAGGAUUGGCAAUUCGGUCAAACUUUUGAAGGAGGACAAUUCUAGAUUAUGUAUCAAGAGAAACUUAACUAUAUAUAUAGACACAAAAAGAGUCAAUGAUUGUGCUUAAGACAAAGACUCAGCUUCUUAUACGUCUGGAUCAUAUAAACUCAUAAGAUAGACAAUGGGACAACCAUCCAAACUACGUUUUACAUUACUUUUGAGCGUUUCUUUUAAAGACUUUCAUUAUAUCAUAGUUUCCCCAAAAUUAGAGCAAAUUGGAAUGUCUUAUUUCAUUAGAUAUAUAACUAUUAGUUGCACAAUCAUGAUCACGGCCAAGAUAUAAUGCAACAUCCAUA